This is a messenger RNA of Canariomyces notabilis, 1986 nucleotides long. RefSeq lists its product as uncharacterized. NCBI's taxonomy places the organism in Eukaryota, Fungi, Ascomycota, Sordariomycetes, Sordariales, Chaetomiaceae. The record is from RefSeq and is a predicted model, not a curated record. Gene Ontology annotation, molecular function: ATP hydrolysis activity; ATP-dependent protein folding chaperone; ATP binding. The transcript has 4 exons. Gene Ontology annotation, biological process: protein folding. Gene Ontology annotation, cellular component: cytosol; chaperonin-containing T-complex. The coding region runs from base 394 to 1986 and encodes 530 amino acids.
GGACUGUUCAACUACGAUAGUACCACGUCGACAAGCUUCCAAAUCGUCAAUAACAACAAAAUCGCAGGCUGUAGGAUUCGGUGAGUUGGUGUAUUUCCACGACUCAAAUCGUAGUAAGGGCGAGGCUUCUUUGUCCUAUCUCUCUAUUUGGCUGCUUUCGGCGAGUUCCAAUUGUGAGAGGGCAGGGAGCACCAGCUGGGCAAAGGCGGUGAGGGAAGCUGUCUAGAAUUUUGCCAAAGACGGGACAGAAAAGCCCAGGUGCUGCAAGCUUUCGCCGUGCCUGAGGUGCCUGGAUCAAGAGCUGCCCCUCAUCCACACGAUCACCGGUCUAACCGAUACUCUUCAUACUGCAACCCACUGCCCUUUGCUUUUCGCCAAGAUACCGUCGGUGCCAUGUCCUCGUUCAGCCCCACCCAGAUCUUCGAAGAGGGCACGACAGAGGAAAAGGGCGAGAAUGCCCGCCUCACUGCCUUCGUAGGUGCCAUCGCCGUUGGCGAUUUGGUAAAGAGCACGCUCGGGCCGAAGGGCAUGGACAAGAUCCUGCAAUCCGCGUCGACGGGCGAGAUCAUGGUCACAAACGAUGGUGCUACAAUUCUCAAGUCCAUUGCGCUCGACAAUGCCGCUGCAAAGGUUCUUGUCAACAUCUCCAAGGUCCAGGACGAUGAGGUUGGCGACGGCACCACCUCGGUUGCCGUGCUCGCCGCCGAGCUACUCCGCGAGGCCGAGAGGCUCGUCGACAAGAAGAUCCACCCUCAGACCAUCAUCGAGGGCUACCGGAUAGCCAGCCAGGCUGCGCUGAAGGCUCUGGAGGAGUCGGCAGUGGACAAUAGCAAAAGCCCGGAGGCGUUCAAGAAGGACCUCAUCGCCAUCGCACGGACAACGCUCAGUUCCAAGGUGCUCGCCCAGGACAGGGACCAUUUCUCUAGGCUAGCGGUCGAUGCUGUCCUGCGAUUGAAAGGCUCAUCUGAUCUCAGCCACAUCCAGAUCAUCAAGAAGGCGGGCGGCAAGCUUAGCGAGUCAUACUUGGACGAGGGCUUUAUACUGGACAAGAAGAUCGGUGUCAACCAGCCGAAGCGUCUCGAGAAGGCCAAAAUCCUUGUCGCCAACACAUCUAUGGAUACCGACAAGGUCAAGAUUUUUGGUGCCCGACUGAAGGUGGGAUCGACCAGCAAGCUAGCAGAGCUCGAGAAGGCCGAGAGAGAGAAGAUGAAGGCAAAGGUUGAGAAGAUCAAGGCGCACGGUAUCAACUGCUUCAUCAACCGGCAACUCAUCUAUAACUGGCCCGAACAGCUCUUUACAGAUGCCGGCAUCAUGUCGAUCGAGCAUGCCGACUUUGACGGCAUUGAGCGGCUGGCUCUCGUUACGGGCGGCGAAAUUGCCUCAACCUUUGAUCAUCCAGAGCAGGUUAAACUGGGACACUGCGAUCUAAUUGAAGAGAUUAUGAUAGGCGAGGACACGCUGAUCAAGUUCUCGGGCGUGGCUGCGGGCGAAGCAUGCACCAUCGUGCUCCGCGGCGCAACUGAUCAGUUGCUUGACGAGGCAGAACGCAGCCUGCACGACGCCCUGGCUGUUCUGUCCCAGACGGUCAAGGAGCCGCGUACAACAUUAGGCGGAGGCUGUGCCGAGAUGGUGAUGGCCAAGGCUGUCGAGGCCGCCGCGACGCGGGUCGAGGGCAAGCGGCAAACGGCAGUUGCGUCGUUUGCCGUCGCACUGCGCCAGCUGCCCACUAUCCUUGCCGACAAUGCCGGGCUUGAUUCGGGUGACCUGGUUGCCCGCCUCCGCAAGGCAAUCUAUGACGGCAUGACGACGUAUGGUCUUGAUCUGAUGACCCCUGGCGGUGGAAUUGCCGAUAUGCGGGAUCUCGGCGUGGUUGAGAGCUACAAGCUCAAGAAGGCGGUGGUGUCGUCGGCCAGUGAGGCCGCUGAGCUCCUCUUGCGUGUAGACGACAUAAUAAGAGCGGCUCCGAGAAGGCGGGAAAGGCACUGA